AUGAUUCUGAGGCGGACGCGUGAGCACAAUGGGCUUGCGGUGCCCGAGGCCAACGCCCGGUUCGCGGCGCUGACCACCGACUGGGCAGCACCGCACAUCGACCGCUACCUGGAGACGGCCAUGGGGCCUGAUCGGAGCGAGUUCCUCGACGUCUUCAAUGCCAUCAAGGCCUACACAUCGUCUGCUUCGCGCCAUGAGUAUGGCUCAGAGUGCUCGCUCGAUGACUGUGGCUACAACGCUUCCAUCGAGUCCAACAUGGCUGCCACGCCUGCCCGCAUCGCUGCCAAGACCGCCACUCUCGCCCCGCCGCAGUCCUCGCUUGCAUCGCAGCAGGCCGAGCGCGCUGGUCGAGCUGAACUCGCCGCGCUUCGUGCCGCCUCGCAUCUCGAUGGGGAAAGCGGUGGUGGCACCGGCGCCGGUGGAAAGACGCCCGGCACGGAUCAAGCCGGCGAUGAAUCGAUCGGCCUCGUCUCGCUCUACCAGAGGGACUUCCACGACUGGUCGGCCCGCGGUAUGGCGUCCAAGGUCCACCGCGAUCGCAAGCUCGAUUGGGGCGCGGACCAGGCGGCGCCGUUUGCCGCCACGCUGGAGCGGGCUGAUGAAGCCGAGUUCUUCAGGGCCACCAACUACACCUCGGUCUACCAGGAGACGCUCUCACUCCCGCGCGCUGCCGUUGUUGCCGCCUCGGACACGCUUCCGCCCGAGGAGAUUGUCCACUUUUACGCCGGCGACGUCCUCCGCGCCUCGCUUGUGGCCGACGUCGCCGAGUGGUACGCCGCGCUCUCAGAGCGGUCGCAGGACUCGUUCAAGGACGUCAUGCGGCGAUUCACCGACUUUCUGAAGCGGACCACGACGGCGGCCGGCCACGACUGGCGGACCUUUGCCUCGGGCGAGCGCUCCAAAAUGGCGGUCUCGCGCCAUGCCUACGAGUCGUCGCGCUCGUUGGUCAACGCCUCGGUCGGCCGCGAGCGCCCGAAGCUCAAGGCCGACCGCCUCGCCGCUGACGCCACCCGCCGCGCUAAUGCCGCCCGCCUCGACUCGGAGGCCGACGCCGCCGCCAUCCGCGCUGCUGCAGAAUCGGCCACUGGCGGUGCCACUUACACCAAGCCCACCAUCGACGCCCGCCGCGGCACCUCGCUUGCCUCCGAGGGCUACGGCCGCGUCGACGGGCCGUCAGCCCACCUGCUCGAUACCACCUACCAGCUCUCGUACGCCAACGACGACACCCGCCGCUCCAACCCACCGCUUCCGCUCAACUCGUACCACCACAAGCCGUCGUCCAUCCCCGACAUGAUCAUCGGCCAGAAGACCGACCACGACGCCCUGGUCUCGUCGUACAACAAGGCCUACGUCAACAAGCACCAACGCGCCCGCGAGUACCGCGCCAAGGCCGUCACCCAGACAAACCAGUGGAACGCGCAGACGUACAUGUAG
Molecule: messenger RNA, 1434 nt
Organism: Thecamonas trahens ATCC 50062
Lineage: Eukaryota; Apusomonadida; Apusomonadidae
Exons: 1
Coding region: 1-1434 (477 amino acids)
Source: RefSeq, a predicted model, not a curated record